This is a messenger RNA of Corticium candelabrum, 1534 nucleotides long. RefSeq lists its product as uncharacterized. The record is from RefSeq and is a predicted model, not a curated record. The transcript has 6 exons. Gene Ontology annotation, biological process: L-arabinose metabolic process. The coding region runs from base 1 to 1323 and encodes 440 amino acids. Gene Ontology annotation, molecular function: carbohydrate binding; alpha-L-arabinofuranosidase activity. NCBI's taxonomy places the organism in Eukaryota, Metazoa, Porifera, Homoscleromorpha, Homosclerophorida, Plakinidae.
AUGGGACGCUUAGAAGGAAAACUGACGCUAGAGAUUGAUUCUACUGUACAACCAGUGAGACUUCCGGUAAGAAGAAUACCACUAGCUGUCAAGGCUGAACUGAAAAAAGAAUUGGACAGAUUAGAGAAACUGAGUGUCAUUCAAAGAGAAGACAAGCCAACCGACUGGAUAUCUAGUUUGGUGGUGGUGCGCAAACAAAAUGGAAAGUUGAGGAUUUGCAUCGAUCCGAAACCCCUCAACAACGCACUCAAGAGAAGCCACUACCUCCUACCAACAUUGGAAGACUUAUUACCAGAGCUGACCGAAGCAAAAGUUUUUAGUGUCUUGGAUGUUCGCAACGGAUUCUGGCACAUCGAAUUGGACAAAGAAUCAAGUCUAUUGACAACUUACUCGAACUGUCUAUAUCUAGAAGAGAAGACGGACGGAAGAAAGAAAAAGUCUGCUAGACCUGAGCGAAGCCAAAGUGGCAAGAAAGAGGUUCCUUUGCCUUUUACACACCCCUUCACUACAAACGCACCAGGAAAAGCUGUCUACAUCAAUGGUGUAGUAUCGCAAAACCCCUAUCGAUUUGAAGUCGAGUAUUCUUCCGAGAAUGGCAAAAAUGUGGCACUUCAAAUUAAUGUACGAUUUGAUGAAGGUGCAAUCGUUUUCAACUCCAUAAAACAAAACAAGUUGGGUCACGAAGAGACAGCCGAUAAAUUUCCAUUUAAAGCAGGAAAAAAGUUUCUUCUUGUGAUAGAGACAAGGAACGACAAUUAUCACGUCAAAUUGAAUGGCCACCAUUUGUAUACGUUUAACCAUCGCUUGCCAACAAAUUCCGUCCAACAAAUUCGCAUCAAUGAGGAACGACGGGAUAUUGGAGACGAUUCCACUGUGUCCAUCACUCUAGUCAGAGUCGACGGCUUAUGGACCGGAGACAUAGAACAAGAAACGGUUAUUUUGGCAAGCAGGAAUGUUACAGCGUGUAAUGUCUUCCUGAGCAACUUACAGACGGUAUCAACUGGGAAUGUACGGAACAGAAAAGCUCGGUUUCAAAUCAGUGCAACAUCUAGUAAUGGUUCAACUGUAUACACGUUACAAAGUGUCAAAUAUCCUAACAAUUGGUUGACAAUUACAAACACUGCAGUCGGAACGGCCCCUUCACGUUCUGCGGAAGAUCAUACUCAGAUCAACAUUCAAGAGACAAAUGAUAAUUACUACAUAUUCCAAUCCGUCUCGGAUCCCUCUUCCUACCUCGGAGUCACCUCAGAAGGCUGUAUUGCUCUUCCCAACACGGUAUCACCUACUAACUCGCUUUCCAACUUCUACAACGGGUUGAUGUGAUGACGCAACAUUUUUGACUUUGAACUGUACCUGUAGCAGUACAGCAAUAUUCUGACAGUUAACAUGUCUUGUUAAUUAGUAAAAGUGUUUUUGUGCGCUGGCUGUUGAGAGAGAAGGCGGUGUCUGCAUCUAAAGUAAUUUGGCAGUUUAAUGUUUCUGUUAGACGGACAUUUUAUUCCGUCAACUUCGCUUAGAAAUUCCGUUUGCUUCA